Messenger RNA from Fragaria vesca subsp. vesca, 1114 nucleotides. RefSeq lists its product as uncharacterized. Bases 275 to 796 code for a protein of 173 amino acids. The record is from RefSeq and is a predicted model, not a curated record. The transcript has 6 exons. Lineage: Eukaryota; Viridiplantae; Streptophyta; Magnoliopsida; Rosales; Rosaceae.
ACUCGAUGCCCUUUGAUUUUUCACGUGUCCUUCCCUCUUGGCUCUCUGUUUUUCUUUUUGCUGUGUUUCUGUGUAUCGACGUUUCGUUUUUGUUUUUGUUUUCCAGCGGACCCAUUUCCAGGGGCCGUUUCAUAUUUAUUAAGCUUCCUUCUCGUGACGGUGCUUUCUCUGCUUCUCUAUAUAAACCCACCUAAACACUGUUCAGGGCACAAAACACAGAGAGAGAUACAGAGAGGUUUUGGGAUUGUGAGGAUUAUCAGAGAGACAAAAAAACAUGGAGGGAAGAAAGCCAGCUGAGUCGUCUUCUUCUUCUUCCUUCACUUCUGAGCUGUUCGGGUCCAAAGACUCGUCCUCCUCCUCUUCAUCUGGGAUUUUCGGAGCCAUUUUCGCUCCUCCCUUGAACUCCCCGAAGGUGCUAAGCAGGGAAUCACUGCGUUCUGAGCUCACAAGGAAAAAGUACACUGAUCAGCCGUUGCACUUCAACUCAACACAGCCAGGUGAUUACUCUAAUGGCAAAGCAGUUGAGGGUCAGAGCACACAGAUCAAGGACAGUUCACACUAUUAUGAUCAGAGAUCGCAACAACCAUGUCAUCUCAGUUCAUCAAUCUACUAUGGUGGUCAAGACAUCUAUCAUCAGCCCCAGAACAGCCAGGACUCUUAUAACUCUACGUACAAGAAAGAUGGGACCGACGAUGAUGGCACUGCUUGCAGAGGAAACUGGUGGCAAGGUAAGAACCGGGUCUCUCUAUUAUUAAGAAGUCUCUCGCCAUUCUCAUCCAGGCAUAAUAGGAAGUAGUUUAGUAGCAGCAGCAGAUCGUUGUGGAAGCUGGUUUCUUUUCUUUCUCCUCGGUCACACAGCGAUCCGUAUGAAACCACAGUUUAUAUAUGCAUGCAUCUUCUUUAGGGUCACUGUAAAGAAAGAUGCAGUAGUACUGUUUCUCUCUUUCUCCCUCUCUAGCUCUGUCUCUAAUGUAAAAUGUUCCUUUUAGUAUCCUCCAUUUAUCAACAACUACUAUCAUGUAAUGUAGUUGGAGAUUUGGAUAUGUAGUAACUACAGGUUAUGCUUAUCUUUGUAAGGUUGAACUUCUAAUGUUAAGGCUUUUGGAUGAAUGGC